CAGCGAGGCACACUUCCUCUUCACGCGAUGGUGAAACCUCGCGUUGGCUAACCUCCGCUUUAGAGGAAGCACAGUGUGCUUAUAACAAACGAGAGAAGAGAGAGAGCAAAGAAAUGGUGGAGAGUCAGUCUUAAUAUCCGUCUGUACUGCUUGAAUGUUAGUAGAAAACUAAAGGCUGACCUGGGGCUACUGGGUGUGGGCCGAGUUCUGUCCAAAUUUUCAGCAUCUUCCUUGAAGUUGAUGGAGUAACCAGUGUGCGAAGUGUACACUCUGUUGUCUGCUGGUGGUUCUGAGGUAGGAAACUAGAUGGAGGAGGCAACAGUGACUGCACAGUUGCGGCAACCCAAAGAUGAUGGUGUCCAGGUCAGAUACUCGGGAACCAAACGCUACAGUGAAAUUUUAAGAGACUUUGAUAACUUGGACCUGUCCUUAGUGAGCACGUCUGUAGAUGACCUGCUUGGAGACCCUGACACACAGUCCCUCUCAGAAACAGCUGAUACCACGCUGGAUGAUCUGACAAAUGAAGAUGCGGACAAUACGUCAAUCUGCCAAGAUGAAGAGCCUCCAACAGAGGAAAAGGAAGUUGUUAUAUCAGCCCAGGAAGCUGACCUCGCCAUGUGUCGCAAUGAGGGUGGCGUGGAGGUCGCACUGCAGUAUGCCAAAAUGUGGUGCCGCUAUGCCAAGGACCUCCUCACGUGGAUGGACAAGAGAAUCAGCCUGGAGCAAGAGUUUGCCAAGAAUAUCAUGAAAGCAGCAGACACGACAAGGUCCUGUGUUGCUCAACAGGAACUGAUGCCCCUGCAGUAUAUUUACACCAUGGCCCUGGAGCAGGACAUUAAAACCAGCAACACAGCCAAACAGACCACUGAAAUGCUCCAGCAGCGCUGCUACCAGGCUUUGUCAGCCAAGCGCAAUGAGAUUGACAAGUGGCGUCGGGAGUUCAAGGAGCAAUGGACGAGGGAGCAGAGGAGAAUGAAUGAAACUGUUGCAGCGCUAAAGCGAGCUCGGCAGCAGUACAUGCAGCGCUGUGAGGAGCUGGAGAAGGCCAAAGCCAUGACUGCUAAAGGAAUGGAAGAGGCUGGAGGUUCAAAGACCCUUGACAAGAGGAGGAAGUCUCGAGAUGAUGCUCAAACCAAGGUCGCAGAGGCUGAGACGUUGUACAGACAGUGUGUGCACGAUGCCAAGGUCCACCAGGAAGGGCUGGAGAAAGUGAAGGAGAGGAUCAUUGUGCACACUCGCAAACUCAUCUGCCAAGGAGAUACUGUGCUGAAAGAGGUGACAGUGAACAUGUUCUACUAUCAGAGACAGCAGACAGAGGCGCUUCCUCUUGGCUACCACAACUUGGAACUGACCUGCAGGCCGUGUGAGCCUGGUGAACCCUAUCUGCAAUACGUCUUCAGAAAGUGCCGCUGCAACCGUGAACAGCCGCCGCAAUCUUUCACCUUCCAAGAGUUUGUCCCGCAAAGCAAGAGGAGUUCUCCUACGGGCCGACGUAAAACUAGUAAUCCCUUGAUGGCUCUGCAAGACACAUUUCCCCUUCCUGAUGACACAAGACGUGGAAGCAACAUUAGUGAUGGACGGCGCAUCGGCUGCAGUGACAGUGAGAGUAUGGGAGGGAGCCUUGAAUCUCUCUCCAGUCCAGCCCAUGGGAAUCGCAAGCUACCCAAAGCCCCCUCCACUGGAACCAUGUCCUCAGAUGACCUGGAUGAGAGAGACAUUAGCACCGAAGCUGAGUGUGGCGAUGCUUUAAAUGACAGCAAUGGUGGCUACUGCAAAGUGCGCACCACCUCCCGUGCUGCCCUGACUCACCGGCUCAGGAAAAUGAAGAGCAAAAUGUCCAAAUGCAAACAAUGUGAAAACUACAUUCUGGUCAAUGGCAUCGAGUGUGAGGAGUGUGGCCUUGCUCUGCACAGGAAGUGCCUGGAUCUUUGCCAGACAGAGUGUGAGCACAGGCGGGGGAUUCUAUUUGGAGUGGAGUUUUCUCAGCUGCCCAGAGAGCAGCCACAGGAUGUGCCAUUUAUUGUACAGCGUUGCACUGAAGAGAUUGAGAGCCGAGCACUUACUGUCCAGGGGGUCUAUCGGGUAAGUGGGUCCAAACCUCGGAUAGUGAAGCUGUGUCAUGCCUUCGAAACCCAAAAAGACCAAGUUGACCUUUCUGACCUCUCACCCCAUGACAUCACCUCUGUCCUCAAGUACUUUUUCAAAGAUCUUCCUGAGCCUUUACUGACCUUUGACCUUUACAAUGACUUCAUCAACAUUGGGAAGGAGAUUCAGCGGCUCAGUGAGAAGGACCAUGCAGCCGAUACAACACAGAUAGUGGAGAGCAUAGUAACUAAUCUCAAACAGGUUUUGAGGCGACUGCCCCCCUACAAUUACAGCACACUGCAGCACAUGAUGACUCACCUGCACAGGAUAUCUGAGUGUUAUGAAGAGAAUAAGAUGUCUGCUGGGAAUCUGGGCAUUGUGUUUGGUCCCACUCUCCUGCGUCCCCUGGUGUCAGGGGACGUGUCCAUGAUUGCACUUCUGGAAAGCAGCUACCAGGCUCUGCUGGUGGAGUUCAUGAUCAACAACCACGACCAUAUUUUUGGUCCUGCACCAAGAUCCUGCACUCCCCCUCCACCUGUACCCACUGCCCCACUCCCAGACACCCCACCGAGGGCCUCCUGCCCUGCUGCACCGGAGGGAUCUGAGUCACAUGAGGGAUCUGGAGCUUCCAACAGAGAACGGCCACGCUCCCUAGAGAGUCGCACACUCAAGAGAGACUCAAGCGAGGGUUAUAUUUCUGACAAGUCAUCAUCCAAUGAGGCAGUGGACCAGCUGAGCCCUGAAGCCAAUGAGAGAGCAGUCCUGGCUAUGAGGAGUGCACUGGACGCUCCGCGAGGUCACUCAGAGGGACGUGUAGAUCCUCACUCAGGGACUCAGGUGAGGGCUCACUUGAGCAGGCAGCCUGUGAAGCCCCAGAGGCACGCCCCUCCAGCGACAUGUGUGCACUCUCAGACCCCACAGCAAAAACACGCCUCAGACUCCACCAGUCCAUUCGGCAUGGCUGGACACACCUCUGCCACUCAGUCUCCGCCCUGUGAGUCUGAACGAGGGACACGAUUGAACAUUUCGGCAGCAGCUACAUCCAACCCUAAAUCCAGCCCCUUCGUCAGGACGGAGACAAAGGAGAAAGCAGGCCUCCUGCUUUAUCAGAACAGCAACCAGUCCAACAACGGACUGACCCGAUCACUCAGGAGACACCCAGCAGAGGAGAGGACCGCCCAGAAGAUUCUGUCUGGGCUAAAGCUAAGACGCAGUAACUCAAGGAAAGGGGAGCAGCUUCAUUUUGUGUGAGACUGAGUGGAGAAAGAUCUGAGAGGGCAUAUGCUGGUAGUGCUCGCUAAAGGAGCAGAAAAAUCAAAUUUACUACAUUUUCCCUUUUGCCCCAAAUGUGCUCAGUUAGCCAAAACAUGUCUGGUGUCCGAAUUAAAUGUCUUUAAGUGAGGUAUGAGGCUCAUGGAGCUUAGAAAUAAGAGAAAUUUAUACACUGCCAAUUAGUAUCAUGCACACCAUGUCUAAAUCAUUGCACGUUUAUCUCAAUCCAUUUUAAACUGUUAAAGGGGAAUUCCGCCAAUUUUUCAAAAUUUUGGGAUGUAAACAAAGUAGUUCAGUUUUGCUUUGAAAUGCAAAUGAAUUUUGAUUACUACUUAAAAUGACCAGUAAACCACCUACACAUCUUCUGAGUUUUAUGUGUUGAUAUUGUUGAUAAAGGUAUGAAAUAUGGGGGGGUCUGGGAAACCCUAAUUAACCUCUUGGACUCCCUGAAUACCUCAAAAUCUAAAUUCUUACUAUGACGUUAAAAAAACUUACUAUGACGUUAUGCUGUUCAUUAGGCUAAAAUAGACACCCAGAUUCAAAUUCAAGGAAAGGUCAUUGUGUAGCUGCUUAAACCAUGAAACAACGAGGUAGGCCUAUUUUUGGUAUUUUUAACUAUCUAGAGAUGCAGCACUGGUCUGGCUCAGGGAGGCGCUGUAGCAAACUGGCUCACCCAGUUGGUUCUUCAUAGCCUAGAGACUCUAACUAAGGCCUGGGUACUGCUGAAAAAUGUAAUAUGCCAUAGCAUAUUUGUAAAGCUGAAAAUGUGCCCAAUUUCUCAAGAGACUGGUGGAAACUGUUACUCAUUCCUCAAACUAAAGACAGAAGAGGAGAUGUGUUAGAUCUCAAUUAAUGUGUGGGAGGCUUCAUGACCAAACUAGAAAAGCGUUUACGAAAUAGGAAUUGUUAAACCAAACAUUUUGUUGCCAUUGAAGCUAGCAUCAGCGCUGCUAAGGCAAGUGAGUUAGCAGCCAGCUAACAUGGGACCCCCUGAAUAACAAGGGGUAUUUCACACAUUGCUUGCAUAUACCUCUCCACCAUGCAUGGAUUUAAAAAGUGCUUUCCUGGUUCCUAUCACCACCACUGUGAACAAUUUUGAUCAGCAAGUUCUUAUAGAAUAGAGCAUUUUACACAAAACCACUGUGCAUGACUUUGUUUACAUCUUAACAAUUUAAUUAAGGCAAUUAAGAUAAUUAUGUAAUCUCAAAAAAACUUGCUCAUUUGGUUUCUAUCACUAUAAAAAUGGUAAUAAGCCUGUAGCAUGGAUGAAUACAGUCGUAAUCAUCUUAAAGUCUAAAUUUUGUUCAUACUUUCGUGCAGAACUAAAAAAGGAAACUUUUGAACACCAGACUUUUCUUGGCUGAUCAACUAUAUUUAGCGUGAAGGGGAAACUAUUUCAAUUUGAAUUUUCGCUGGACUACUCCUUUAAACAUUCUCACAGACUGGAUUAUGAUUCAGAACUAUUAACUGGAAAAUUAUUCUUCAGACAAUGUGCUCAGCUGAGCGUUCUUCCUGACACUUAGGUGAUGUUAAUUAUUUAGUGUGUUAAAUUGCAGUUUGAAGUACAUUGUAGGCUCUGACUGUGGAUUGGAAUUAUUUUAGGUACAAGCAUAGCUGAAGUGUUUUACAGAUACACGCACACACACACACACACACACACACACACACACACACACUCAUUCUCAUUUAGUUACAGUAUGUUGAGGCAUGGUUCUAUUAAACACCAUAUAGACAUUUUAUGAAAACAAAUUGUUCUUGA
This is a messenger RNA of Colossoma macropomum (tambaqui), 5116 nucleotides long. Its product is annotated as GEM interacting protein. The record is from RefSeq and is a predicted model, not a curated record. Gene Ontology annotation, molecular function: GTPase activator activity. Gene Ontology annotation, cellular component: plasma membrane. The transcript has 21 exons. Bases 307 to 3336 code for a protein of 1009 amino acids. Gene Ontology annotation, biological process: activation of GTPase activity; negative regulation of GTPase activity; signal transduction. NCBI's taxonomy places the organism in Eukaryota, Metazoa, Chordata, Actinopteri, Characiformes, Serrasalmidae.